AUGGGCCCACAUGAACCCUACUGGCGAACCAACACCAGCUUCUCUCCUCCACCACCAAGAUGGGAUUUCCGAUUCCAUUCCGAAGUUGAAUCAUUCGAUUCCCAAGAAGGAAACCGUUUAUACGGAUCUUCAACAUCUUCAAACAGUAGAGAAAGUAGAAACUGGUUGAGAACAAAUUACUUACCAAAUCAUCGGCAUUCUAAUUCCGAUGGAAUUGGGGCUUUUUUUGGUACCCCAUCUGACUUAUCUCCAGCUCAGCAAUGGACUCCUCCAGCUAUACAAGAAAUCAGCCUUCAUGAAAGAGUUUUGGUGCCAUUAUCAUUUUCUCCAACUUCUGAGGUACUAUCUGUUCCCCAUGAAAACAGAGCUUCCAUUUCUUCCAAUUCAGACAGUAGUGAUUUCGCUGGUCGGGGUUGUUUCAUGUCCAAACCGGUCCAUCCAGUCAACUCCGGAAUUCAUGAUUCCGAUGACAGACACCGUUCCAGUUGUGAGUUUGAGUUUUCAGAUGUUUCAGAACCAAUUGAAUCCGAUUCUCUUGACAGAUUAAGUGGUGGUUUUGAUAAAUGUGGCUUCUGUGAGAGGUUUCUUUCACAGAGAUCACCGUGGAGUUCCCGCCAGAUUAUCAGAAGCGGAGAUUUUCCGGUGACCGGAGUUCUCUCCUGCCGCCAUGUCUACCAUGUAGAAUGUUUGGACCAAACAACACCAAAAACACACAAAGGGGAUCCUCCUUGUCCCAUUUGUUCUAAAUCUGAAUCUAAAAAAGAUUCUCCUGAACAACGGGUUUUGUCAAAAUUGAAAAACGGGGUCCCAUGUAAUGCUAUGUUGUUGAUUAACCAAAAUCGGAUAAAAAAGGGGGUGUUGAUGAAGGGGAGCUCCGGCAAGGAGUUCGCCGGAAAACUUAAGGGUUUUUCACAAUGGGGUGGUGGUGGUGGUGGGGAUGGGGUUGGAUCAUCAAAGUCAGCAUCAAGUUCAAGAAAGAAGUUAUGAAGUGGUAAUGGUACUUUGUGUGUAUAUAAACUACAAAGCAUAAAAGGUUGGUGGUUUUGAUUUUUAACUUGUAGCAAGAGACCCAAAUUGCUCAUCUUGGGUUGAAAAUUUUCCUUUUUUUGUAAGGUAUGUAAAAUAUGAUAUCUAAUUUGCUGAUUUUUGGUAGUCAAGAUCGCAUAGGUUGUGUUGUAUGUGAUAGGAGUAAAAUUGAUUUGAUAUUGAUCAUACUUGUAUCUACAUUUGCUUGUGCUUAAUGUGGAUACGGAAAUAUAUGUUUUGAUUGUGACUUUACUUUUACAAACCGGUCGAACAACCCCAAACUACAAGGGUUACUAAGAAAAGAAAGAAAGAGAAUACAUAUGGUCUUGAUUGUUGGGUUAUGAUGAAUGGGAGGGAAUAUACUACAUGUUGAGGAAGAUGGAAGUUGUGAAAAUAAGGAUGUUAUGGUAGACAUGCGAUACAAAGAUGUAGAAAAUAUAAAUAAGUUAGGGUGAUGGACAUGUUAGGCAACAGGAAAUUCUAUUUGUACCUUCCUAAUUGCUUUGUGUACCACCUCAAUGUGAGUGUAAUAGUGUGUACCCCGUUACAAAU
Molecule: messenger RNA, 1578 nt
Organism: Lactuca saligna
Lineage: Eukaryota; Viridiplantae; Streptophyta; Magnoliopsida; Asterales; Asteraceae
Source: the annotation of a GenBank genome assembly